This is a messenger RNA of Exophiala bonariae, 1479 nucleotides long. RefSeq lists its product as uncharacterized. The coding region runs from base 1 to 1479 and encodes 492 amino acids. Gene Ontology annotation, molecular function: heme binding; iron ion binding; oxidoreductase activity, acting on paired donors, with incorporation or reduction of molecular oxygen. The transcript is spliced from 2 exons. The record is from RefSeq and is a predicted model, not a curated record. Lineage: Eukaryota; Fungi; Ascomycota; Eurotiomycetes; Chaetothyriales; Herpotrichiellaceae.
AUGGUGGUCGUAUUCGGUCUUCCGCUGUUUGCCAUUGUUCCUCUCGUCUCCUCUCUGUUUGUUUUGGUCGUCAUUAUUCGGCGAUGCUUUUUCCAUCCUCUGUCAAGCUACCCCGGACCGUGGCUUGGGAAGUUCAGCGAUCUCACGGCAAUACUCGCCAUUUUCAGACGACGGAGGGCAUUCAAACAAUAUGAACUCCUACAGAAAUACGGCAGCCCGGUCCGCAUGGGCACGAACACUCUUUUGUUCUCGGAUAUGGAGACCUUUGCGCAGAUAUACGGCCAGAGUUCUGUGCCGUGCUUGAAAGACCCAGAGGCUUAUGAUGGCUUGUCAGCCACGGGAGAAGUCAAUGUUUUGAAUGUGACAGACCGACAUCAGCAUGCACGAUUACGUCGGUUGAUAUCUCACAGCUUUUCAGUAAAGAGCCUUCUCGAAACCGAAGAGUUUCUUACCGAAAAGAUCGACCAGUACGUCUCGAUCUUUGAAGGCAGAGACGGGCAAAGUGUGAAUAUUCUCGAGAGAACUUACGAGUUGUUUCUGGAUAUUGUGAGCCAGCUGAGCUUCGGAGAGUCCUUCGACUGCCUCAGUGGCAAGACUCCGACUGCACAUCGUGACGUUCAAGCAUUCUUCAUGGUUGUCCCCGCCAUGGCAAUGGCUCCCAUUCUCCGUUACCUCCCAAUCAAGGCUUUUCGCGAAGGUCUCAAGGGACUUGGUAGGCUUCAAGAAUUCAGUAGAGCCCAUGUGGCUGCUUAUCUGGCCCGGUCUGCAGAAAAGCCUAAUUUCGGGCCAAAAGGAAGGUUCCUGCAGAAUCUUGCGUUGUCUGUGGAUGCUGAGACUGGGACGAAAUUGACACAGGAGGAGCUCGUCGAAAAUGCGAUUAUCUUCCUCACUGCUGGCUCUGGAACCACGGCGGCAACUGUCAUCUAUCUCAUCUGGGAAUGUGGAAGACAUCCUGAGGAUAAAGAGAAACUCAUUGAUGAGAUAAGGGCAAGAUUUCCCGAUCCCUCGGUGCAGCCUUCCUACGACGAAGCAUCGAGGCUGCCAUUUCUAAACUGCGUAAUCGAAGAAGUGCUUCGCCUUCGAGGGCCGCUCAACUCCGGCGCUCCUAGAGUAUCACCUGGAAAAGUAAUUGGAAGCAAAUGGGUGCCAGAGGGCACUAAAGUCGAGACCAGCAGCUAUGCGACAGCUCGAGACCCAUCCGUGUUCCCUGACCCUCUGAGAUUCAAGCCAUCACGCUGGGAGAAUGCAACGGAAGAGAUGAGGCAGAUGUCUCGACCAUUUAGUUACGGACCUCGAAAUUGCGUCGGGCGGCAUCUCGCGGAGAUAGGACUCGUGUUGACCGUAACGCGCCUCUAUCAGCGUUACGAUGUUAUCCCUGACUUGAGUAUCCCAGCGGAAGAUAUGAGACAGCUCGACUUUGGUGUUCUGGAGCCCGCAUGUGCGAACUUCUACGUUACGCCGCUCAAAGCCACGAAAUAG